Molecule: messenger RNA, 3036 nt
Organism: Neoarius graeffei (lesser salmon catfish)
Lineage: Eukaryota; Metazoa; Chordata; Actinopteri; Siluriformes; Ariidae
Gene: dmap1
Product: DNA methyltransferase 1 associated protein 1
Exons: 11
Coding region: 159-1550 (463 amino acids)
Biological process (GO): DNA repair; negative regulation of transcription by RNA polymerase II; chromatin remodeling
Cellular component (GO): NuA4 histone acetyltransferase complex; nucleus; Swr1 complex
Molecular function (GO): transcription corepressor activity
Source: RefSeq, a predicted model, not a curated record
AGGAUGCAGGAUGUGUUUGAGGAUGUAGCGUCACAUCACUACACUGCUUGAGUUAGCUUGUUAGCAUUGUAUAUAACAAAAACGAGCGUAAGAAAGAAUAAUAAUAAUAAACAUUAUUAACAGAUUGGCUGUUGGGAAGUAACAGUGUACAGGGGAUCAUGGCGACGGGAGCUGAUGUGAGAGACAUCCUGGAGCUGGCAGGAGGAGAGACAGAUACAGGACCAAUCAGCAAGAAGGACAUCAUCAAUUCUGACAAGAAAAAGGUGAAGAAGAGCACGGAGACUCUGACGUUUAAGAGGCCGGAGGGAAUGCACAGAGAGGUCUACGCUCUGCUCUACUCCGAUAAAAAGGACGCUCCCCCUCUGUUACCCAGCGACACCACUCAGGGCUACCGCACGGUGAAGGCCAAGCUGGGCUGUAAGAAGGUUCGUCCGUGGAAGUGGAUGCCCUUCACCAACCCGGCUCGGAAAGACGGAGCCAUCUUCCACCACUGGAGACGAGCGGUGGAGGAGGGCAAGGACUACCCCUUCGCCCGCUUUAAUAAGACGGUGCAGGUCCCUGUGUACUCGGAGCAGGAGUACCAGAUGUACCUGCACGACGACGGCUGGACGAAGGCGGAGACGGAUCACCUGUUCGAUCUGUGUAAACGCUUCGACCUGCGCUUCAUCGUCAUCCACGACCGCUACGACCACCAGCAGUACAGAAAACGUUCUGUGGAGGAUCUGAAAGAACGUUAUUACAACAUCUGUGGGAAGCUGACGAAGGCCCGAGCUCCGACUGGCACCGAACCUAAAGUCUACAUCUUCGACGCAGGACACGAGAGACGCAGGAAAGACCAGCUGGAGAGACUGUUCAACCGCACACCUGAACAGGUGGCAGAGGAAGAGUACCUGAUCCAGGAGCUGAGGAAGAUCGAGACGCGGAAGAAGGAGAGGGAGAAGAAAACGCAGGACUUGCAGAAGCUGAUCACAGCGGCCGACAGCACCACGGAGAUGCGCCGGGGCGACCGCAAGGCCACGAAGAAGAAACCGCCGCAGAAACGAGAGGCGGAGAAACCGGCUGUUCCUGAAACAGCAGGAAUCAAAUUCCCCGACUUCAAAUCAGCUGGAGUGUCGCUGCGAAGCCAGAGGAUGAAGUUACCGAGCUCCGUAGGACAGAAGAAGAUCAAAGCCAUUGAGCAAAUCCUCACCGAGCAGGGAGUGGACCUGAACCCCAUGCCCACCGAGGAGAUCGUGGCAAUGUUUAACGAGCUGCGCAGUGACCUGGUCCUGGUGUACGAGCUGAAGCAGGCGCACAGUAACUGUGAGUACGAGCAGCAGAUGCUGAAGCACCGCUACGAUGCGCUGCUGAAAGCAGGGGGCGCCAGUACGCCCCACAGCGACGGCACGGCCGGGCCCGACUCUCAGAACUGGGCUGGAGUGGACGACAUCAAAACCGAACCCAAAGAACAGAUCAUCGACGUCGUCGGAGCACCGCUCACACCCAACUCGCGUAAACGCCGAGAGUCGGCCUCCAGCUCCUCCUCCGUGAAGAAGAUGAAGAAACCGUGACGCGGCUCACUUUCUCACCUCUGACACACAGACUUGGAGAACGUCCUCAAGCGUUCAUGGCGAUGAGAUGAUGAGACGGGAGGCAUAGGGCAUCCAUCAGACCUCCAGCUUUCUUUUAUUAGUUUGUUUUAUAUCUGAACUGUUCUCUGUGUGAGCACCUCCGCCACCGCUCAUCGUCCUGAUGUUCACCGUGUUCCUCUGGGAGACCGCAGGUAAACCGAGACUCGCUUUAGAAACUAACUGAGACGUAAUCGCUGAAGAAUGGAAGGAAGAAGCAGGAUCAGAAGUUCUUUUAAUAAUAAUGAUGAUAAUACUCCCAUCUGCGUUUGGGUAUUAUACUGUACAGUAACUGGUGACGCAACUUCCUGUGAUUUCCUGGUCUUUUCUAACACUUGUACUCCUCUGACUCUCUUGUUUCGGAUGUCGCUCCGUCUCCUGAAUCACACGGGAUAAACAAAAUGGCUGCUCAAGUUUCUCUACGAGUUGCCGAGCAGCUCCGAUCAACUGGCUUAAUAAUUGCGCCUUUUUUUCCUGUUUUUGUGUCUAAUUGUGUUUGGUGUGUUUGUUUGUUUUAAAGUACUGUGCAAUUUUCACUUUUGUCGCAAACGAGCAUUCACAUGCUCACAUGUUUUACCAGAGUUAAUUUGGUGUUUGUCAUCAGAUAACUGUUUAAUAAAGUGUAAAAAAAAAAAAAAAAAAAAAGACACUUUAUGAGGGGCGUGGCCUUUUCACCAAUCAGCUCUCAAUCAUUACCUGGCUGUGAUUCUCAUUUAAAUGUGUUAUUCGUGACGGCAAACUUACGAAAAAUUUAGCAGCUGCAAUUUAUCGGACCAAACUUGAACCAUUCUCCUUAUUAUGUGUAAUAAUCAGCGUAACUACAGUGUAACGAGUGGUUAUAAUUUACUGGUGCGUAAAUAUCUGAUCAUGAAGACAUUUUGAACACACUCCUGCCAGGAAACAGUGUUGCGUGAUGAGCGUUGAUUGAUACUUUUCUCUUACGUGUACGAAAAAAGGGAAAGUAAGAAAUAAUGUACAAAAUUGUCUGGUUUUACAAUUUUAAAGAUUCAGCAAAUCACAUUCACGUUUCUGAGACAUCAGAUAUGUAUUUUAAUAGCCUGUAAUAUUUAAUAUAAUAACAAUAUAAAUAUUUCUGGUCGUAUUGCCCCGCCCUGCACUGUACUGCUCCGUGGUUUCCCUUUAUGUAACCAUGGAUUUGAUUGAGAACGCAAUCAUUAAAGUUGCGAUCUUGAUUUGUUUUCGUAGCGUUUGCGCUUAGACAUCCGUUACGUAAAACUACAGAGUGAUAUUUUCACUGUGUUUACUGUAAACUACAAUAAGAGAUGUAGAAUCGCAUGAUCUCACAUGCACCUGAGUCUCCGGGGAGGGGGAGGACAGGAACAACGUGUGAGCGCAUUUUAUUGUGACCCUGACGAGGUGCUUCAUAACGUGAUGAGCUGCAGGUUUUGCCUUUUUUAACUUGAAUGGG